Molecule: messenger RNA, 801 nt
Organism: Paramecium tetraurelia
Lineage: Eukaryota; Ciliophora; Oligohymenophorea; Peniculida; Parameciidae
Exons: 3
Cellular component (GO): intracellular membrane-bounded organelle
Molecular function (GO): phosphatidylinositol binding
Source: RefSeq, a predicted model, not a curated record
AUGAUACUCAAACAUUAUUCAGUCAAGAUCAACAAUCUCAUCCAGAAUGACAAAGUCCAUUACUAAAUCAUAGUGACCAAUGUGAACAAUCCUGCAGAUACUAGAACAACAAUGAACAGAUAUUCAGAACUCAAGGACCUUCAUGAACAAUUGAUAAAAAACAUCAAUCUCCUCAAACUCUAGUUAUAAUUGCCUGAAUUCCCAAAAAGAUCGCUCUUCUCCAAAACCAACAAGAAUCAAGAAAAGAUCAUUCAGAGACAACAAGAAUUAGAACUUUAUUUCAAUCAGCUAUUCAGCAUUGACAAAGUUUUAAGUCUGCCUCCUGUCCAAUCCUAUUUGCCUAUUGAAACCCCUUUCAAUUAGUAAAUGAAAAUCACUGUCUCCAUUGAAAGCUAUACGGUUUAUGAUGAUGUCGUAAUCUACUCUAUGAGAUUUAAGAACAAAAUCACAAAAGAGGAAUGGAUCUACAAGCAGAGAUACUCAGAAAUCAAGAAUAUUCAUGAUGCAUUGGUUGAGCAAGGAUACAAAGGUAAAUUACCUCCAUUCCCUACUCGUAAGCUUUUUGGCUAAACCAAUGAAAAUCCAGAGACAAUCGAAAAAAGAAGAGAAGAUCUUGAAGUCUACCUCAACGCUAUUUUUAGCACUCAAGAAAUAUACGACAAUGAGAUCAUCCAAUUUCUGAUAUCAGAUUCUAAGAAAUAUUUUGAAACCAAUAAAAAAUAGGAAGAGUAGAAGAAAGCACAAGCCUGAAGGUUUAAUGAUUCAAAUUUACUAAAACAACUUAUUUGGUUAUCUAUUCUA